This is a messenger RNA of Necator americanus (New World hookworm), 273 nucleotides long. RefSeq lists its product as uncharacterized. Bases 1 to 273 code for a protein of 90 amino acids. Gene Ontology annotation, molecular function: dynein intermediate chain binding. The record is from RefSeq and is a predicted model, not a curated record. The transcript is spliced from 3 exons. Gene Ontology annotation, biological process: microtubule-based process. Gene Ontology annotation, cellular component: cytoplasmic dynein complex. Lineage: Eukaryota; Metazoa; Nematoda; Chromadorea; Rhabditida; Ancylostomatidae.
AUGUCCGAUGAAAAACUCGAGGUGAAAGAGAGCGAUAUGGAAGAAGCUGAGCAAUCUGUGGUGAUCGGUGUGGUCAGGGAAGCACAACGAUUGUACAAUAUCGACAAAGAUGUGGCCGCUUUUAUUAAAGAGGAGUUGGACAAACAACUCGGUGCUACAUGGCAUAUUAUUUGCGGGAAAUGUUUCGGUUCACGAGUAUCAUACGAAAUGGGACAUUUCCUACUACUCAAAUGUAACAAGGUUAACGUCAUGAUCUUCAAAUGUGGCUACUAA